AGAAUUUUAACCACUUUUACAGUUUAGGUUAAGUGUAGCACAUGUAAACAUACGACUGUUAAAAGUAAACACUAUGGCAGACGAAACUGAAGAGAAACCUAAAAAUUUCCAUGAAAUGGAAUUAGAUGAUCGGAUAUUAAAGGCUAUAGCUAAACAAGGCUGGCAAGCACCUACUUUGAUACAGGAACAAGCCAUUCCACUGCUUUUGGAAGGUAAAGAUGUAUUAGUUAGAGCCAGAACUGGCUCAGGAAAAACAGCAGCAUUUUCAAUACCAGUAAUCCAAAAAAUUCUAAACCUUAAACAAUCAGCAACCCAUCAAGAAAUAAAGGCAUUAAUACUUGCACCUUCAAAAGAAUUAUGUCACCAAAUAUGUGGAGUAAUUAAAAGUUUGACUGUAAAAUGUUCAAGAGAAGUUAGAUGUGUAGACAUUGCACCUCAAGUUGACUUAAAUGUCCAAAAACCACUUUUGGUUGAGAAGCCUGAUAUUGUAGUAGGCACACCAGCAAGAACCUUGUUACAUUUAAAAGCCAAUAACUUAUCCCUUAAAAAAUCUCUUGAUAUGUUGGUUAUUGAUGAAGCAGAUUUGGUAUUUUCAUUUGGUUAUGAAGCAGAAAUUAAGGAACUCAUGUUGUAUAUGCCAAAACUUUACCAAGCUAUAUUGGCUUCAGCAACAUUAAGUGAUGAUGUCAAGAGUUUGAAAAGCUUAGUACUUCAUAAUCCUGUGGUUUUAAAACUAGAAGAACCUGAAGUAGCACCAGCCAGUCAGUUGACCCACUAUCAUUUGUAUGCAGAAGAAAUAGACAAAGCCACAAUUUUGUAUGCAUUGCUAAAACUACAUUUAAUUAGAGGAAAAACUAUUGUCUUUGUGAAUACAGUUGACAAAUGUUAUAAAAUUAAACUGUAUUUGGAACAAUUUGGUAUCCCUACUUGUGUGUUAAAUUCAGAGCUGCCCUCAACAAUUCGUUGUCACUCUGUAAAUCAAUUCAAUCAGGGAAUUUAUGAUAUAAUUGUUGCUUCAGAUGAAAAAGCUUUGGAGAAACCUGGAGAUGUCAAAAAUGUCAUUGAAAAAAAAUCAAAAAGACGUAAGGACAAAGAAAGUGGUGUGUCCAGAGGUAUUGAUUUCCAAUGUGUUUCCAAUGUAAUUAAUUUUGAUUUUCCUUUGGAUGUUCAGUCAUAUAUUCACAGAGCAGGCAGGACAGCUAGAGGAAAUAAUAAGGGAAGUGUAUUAUCAUUUGUUAGUGUUAAAGAAAAAGAAUUGCUUGAUAAAGUAGAAACUAAAUUAAAGGAAGGACAAGAAGAUACUUCAGUGUUCAAAACAUACCAAUUUAAAUUAGAAGAAGUUGAAGCAUUCAAAUAUAGAGCAAAAGAUGCAUGGAGGGCUGUGACCAGAAUUGCAGUCAGAGAAGCAAGAUUAAAGGAAAUUAAAAUGGAAAUAUUCAAUUCACAAAAAUUGAAGAGUUAUUUUGAAGAUAAUCCAAAUGAUUUACAAAUUUUAAGACAUGAUAAAGCUCUUCACACAGUAAAAGUACAACAGCAUUUAUCUGAUGUUCCAGACUACAUUGUUCCUCCAUCUUUGAAGAGUUUAGCUGGAAUAUCAAGACAUAACAAAAGAAAACGAGAUCACUAUCGCGCUACAGAUAGUGCCGCAACUAAAUUUCAGUUAAAGAAGAGUAAUCCUCUCUUGAGUAUGGAAUUUGAAGGGUUUAGCAAAAAGAAAAAGAAAUGAUUUUGUAAUACUUAUUAUUGUUAAUAAUAAAACACAUAAUUUUA
Aethina tumida (small hive beetle) is the source of this 1770-nucleotide messenger RNA. It is a transcript of the gene Hlc, whose product is annotated as probable ATP-dependent RNA helicase DDX56. The record is from RefSeq and is a predicted model, not a curated record. The transcript is spliced from 7 exons. Gene Ontology annotation, molecular function: RNA helicase activity; nucleic acid binding; ATP binding. Gene Ontology annotation, cellular component: nucleolus. Lineage: Eukaryota; Metazoa; Arthropoda; Insecta; Coleoptera; Nitidulidae. Bases 74 to 1726 code for a protein of 550 amino acids.